CAAUGCAAGCGCCGCGCUCCGCCAUCCACCGCCCCCGCCCGCGCCGACCAAUGGGGUGCGCCGGGAGGCGUGGCUUAGCGGCGCUCACACCCUCCCCCUGGGCUUAUUGAGAGUUAUAUCAAGAAUUUCAGUUCAGAGAGAGGAGAGAAGGCGAGAGCGUGUGCGGGAGAGAGGCUGGGAGGGAGGAGGGGGCGCGCCGUCGCUGCCUCCCGUCACUAAAGCAAUAACCUCUUAGGAUUUUAAAUUUUCUUAAUUUUUUUUUUUAAUUAUUUUUUUCUGUGUUUUGUUUUUUUUUUUUUGUGUUGGGCCACUGUCACCCCAGAGAUAAAAGAGGGAGAGGGAAGCACCGCCAGACCAACUCUUGCCAUUUCCAGUAAGAAGUUGCAGACUUCAUGUAGCCGUCUCUGCUCUGCUGAGAGAGGGAUGGAAAUUGUGUGCAGUGCAGAGUGGAAAAUACCCCCGGUCUAAAGAAGUGCACCACCGGAUUUUUCUUUUUUUUCUUUUUUUUUUUUUUUUCUUUUUUGCCUGCCGUUUGUUUGGGUUGUUGCGUGCACGUUAAACACCCGAAGGAUCGCCGCUUGAUAGAAAUGAAACGUGGAGAGGAUGACUAACGACAGAACUGUGAAUUUGUUCCCUGGAGUUGCUAAUUUGCCACCCUGAAGCAACACAUAUCUGAAGGAGGAAACGUUUGGCUGCUGCUGAUUUCUCCAAAAGUGGUGGUUUACCAGAUGCAUUGUGCUGUAUCUGCUGGAAUAGAUCAUUGCUUAGCUGCAGCAGAUCGUCAAAGGUAGACAACCAACUGCUGUCUCCAAAUAAGAAAUGAGAUGUAAUGCAUCCUGCAGUCCAUGCACGCCUCCUCUUGCAAAUCGCGCAUCAUUCCUCUCUGGAAACCUUUAAGUCCUAAAAUCUGGGAAAAGAAAACAUUAUCAUGGACCUGAGGGAUUUUUACCUGUUGGCCGCUUUGAUUGCCUGUUUAAGGCUGGAUUCUGCUGUAGCUCAAGAACUUAUUUACACUAUUAGAGAAGAGCUGCCUGAAAACGUACCCAUAGGGAACAUACCAAAGGACCUGAACAUUUCUCACAUCAAUGCUGCCACGGGGACCAGUGCCAGCCUUGUCUACAGACUGGUGUCUAAAGCAGGGGAUGCCCCUCUGGUCAAAGUGUCCAGCACCACCGGGGAAAUCUUUACGACAUCUAACAGAAUAGACAGAGAAAAACUCUGUGCUGGAGCUUCCUAUGCAGAAGAAAAUGAGUGUUUCUUUGAACUUGAAGUGGUGAUUCUCCCCAAUGACUUUUUUAGGCUUAUCAAAAUAAAAAUCAUUGUAAAGGAUACUAAUGACAAUGCACCUAUGUUUCCAUCCCCCGUCAUCAAUAUCUCCAUCCCAGAAAACACUCUGAUCAACAGCCGCUUUCCAAUCCCAUCAGCAACAGAUCCUGACACAGGUUUCAACGGUGUGCAGCACUACGAGUUGUUGAACGGGCAGAGUGUCUUUGGACUGGAUAUUGUAGAAACUCCAGAAGGAGAGAAAUGGCCUCAGCUGAUCGUGCAGCAGAACUUGGACAGAGAGCAAAAGGACACCUACGUGAUGAAAAUCAAAGUGGAGGAUGGAGGUACCCCGCAGAGGUCCAGCACAGCCAUCCUGCAAGUCACAGUAAGUGAUGUCAAUGAUAACAGGCCAGUGUUUAAAGAGAGUCAAGUAGAGGUUCAUAUACCAGAGAAUGCCCCUGUAGGCACUUCUGUAAUUCAGCUUCAUGCCACAGAUGCAGAUAUAGGAAGCAAUGCAGAAAUCAGAUAUAUUUUUGGUGCCCAAGUCGCCCCUGCAACCAAAAGAUUUUUUGCUUUAAACAACACCACAGGGCUGAUUACGGUUCAGAGGUCCUUAGAUCGAGAAGAGACUGCUGUUCACAAAGUGACAGUGUUGGCUAGUGAUGGUAGCUCUACACCGGCUCGGGCAACUGUUACCAUCAAUGUCACUGAUGUAAACGAUAACCCUCCUAACAUAGACCUCAGGUACAUAAUAAGUCCCAUCAAUGGCACAGUGUACUUAUCUGAGAAAGAUCCCAUCAAUACAAAGAUUGCCCUAAUUACGGUUUCAGAUAAGGACACUGAUGUGAACGGCAAAGUGAUCUGUUUCAUUGAGAGAGAGGUCCCCUUCCACUUGAAGGCGGUUUACGACAACCAGUAUUUGUUAGAGACCUCUUCCUUGUUGGACUAUGAGGGCACCAAAGAAUUCAGCUUUAAAAUUGUUGCUUCUGAUUCUGGCAAGCCCAGUUUGAACCAGACUGCCCUGGUAAGAGUUAAACUGGAGGAUGAAAAUGACAACCCUCCGAUUUUCAGCCAGCCUGUAAUUGAGCUGUCAGUUUCUGAAAACAACCGGCGUGGUCUAUACUUAACAACUAUUAGUGCCACAGAUGAAGACAGUGGGAAAAAUGCAGACAUUGUUUAUCAGCUUGGCCCUAAUGCCUCCUUUUUCGAUCUGGAUCGAAAGACAGGAGUUUUGACAGCCUCCAGAGUUUUUGACAGAGAAGAGCAGGAACGUUUCAUUUUCACUGUUACAGCCCGAGACAAUGGCACCCCUCCUUUGCAGAGUCAAGCAGCUGUAAUUGUUACUGUGUUGGAUGAAAAUGACAACAGUCCCAAAUUCACUCAUAAUCACUUCCAGUUUUUCGUAUCGGAGAACUUACCAAAGUAUAGCACGGUGGGGGUGAUCACGGUGACCGAUGCGGAUGCCGGGGAGAAUAAAGCAGUGACCCUUUCCAUCCUGAAUGACAAUGAAAACUUUGUGCUGGAUCCAUACUCUGGAGUUAUAAAGUCCAAUGUUUCUUUUGACCGAGAACAGCAGAGCUCCUACACCUUUGAUGUUAAGGCAGUGGAUGGAGGGCAACCUCCUCGCUCUUCUACAGCGAAAGUAACCAUAAACGUCAUGGAUGUUAACGACAACAGCCCCGUUGUCAUCUACCCGCCUUCUAAUACUUCUUUUAAGCUAGUGCCACUCUCAGCAAUUCCAGGAUCGGUGGUAGCCGAAGUCUUUGCUGUGGAUAUAGACACCGGAAUGAACGCCGAGCUUAAGUACACGAUUGUAAGCGGAAAUAACAAGGGUUUGUUUCGGAUUGAUCCGGUGACAGGUAAUAUCACUCUGGAAGAAAAACCAACUCCUAAUGAUGUGGGGCUGCAUCGCCUAGUUGUCAACAUAAGUGAUUUGGGUUAUCCCAAAUCCCUGCAUACUCUUGUGCUUGUAUUUUUGUAUGUAAAUGAUACUGCUGGAAAUGCCUCUUAUAUUUAUGACUUGAUACGCAGGACUAUGGAAACGCCUCUGGACCGGAACAUAGGGGACAGUAGCCAGCCCUACCAAAACGAGGACUAUCUCACGAUCAUGAUCGCUAUUGUGGCAGGUGCCAUGGUUGUCAUAGUGGUGAUAUUUGUCACGGUUCUUGUUCGCUGUCGACAUGCAUCCAGAUUCAAAGCCGCCCAGAGGAGCAAGCAAGGUGCUGAGUGGAUGUCUCCUAAUCAGGAGAACAAGCAAAACAAGAAAAAGAAAAGGAAGAAAAGGAAAUCUCCGAAGAGCUCUCUUUUGAACUUUGUGACCAUUGAGGAGUCCAAACCGGAUGAUGCAGUUCAUGAACCUAUCAACGGGACAAUAAGCCUUCCAGCGGAGCUGGAGGAGCAAAGUAUAGGAAGAUUUGACUGGGGCACAGCACCACCAACAACCUUUAAGCCUAACAGUCCUGAUCUGGCCAAGCAUUACAAAUCUGCCUCUCCACAGUCUGCUUUUCAUCUCAAACCUGACACUCCAGUUUCAAUGAAAAAGCACCACGUGAUUCAGGAACUCCCGUUGGACAACACCUUUGUUGGUGGUUGUGACACCCUUUCCAAACGCUCUUCCACUAGUUCAGAUCACUUCAGUGCCUCAGAGUGCAGUUCCCAAGGAGGCUUCAAGACAAAGGGCCCCUUACACACCAGACAGUCCCAGCGCCGUGUUACAUUUCACCUCCCCGAUGGCUCCCAGGAAAGCUGCAGUGACAGUGGUCUGGGAGACCACGAGCCGGUGGGUGGUGGAACCCUGAUCUCACACCCUCUCCCUCUGGUUCAGCCGCAGGACGAAUUCUACGACCAGGCUUCACCGGACAAGAGGACUGAAGCUGAUGGCAACUCUGACCCCAACUCGGAUGGGCCUCUUGGGCCACGAGGAUUAGCUGAAGCUACAGAGAUGUGUACUCAAGAAUGCCUGGUUUUGGGUCACUCAGACAACUGUUGGAUGCCUCCCAGCUUGGGCCCAUACCAACAGCCAAAGUCUCCUCUCUCCACCUUUGCACCUCAGAAAGAAUGGGUUAAGAAGGACAAACUAGUUAAUGGACACACGUUGACCAGGACCUGGAAAGAAGAUAGCAACAGAAACCAGUUCAGUGACCGAAAGCAGUAUGGUUCCAGUGAGGGCCAUUUCAACACUGGCAACCACAUGACUGACAUUCCUCUGGCCAACUUGAAGUCUUAUAAACAGGCCUCAGGAGCUGUUGAGAGUCCAAAGGAGCACCAGCUAUAAGAAAUUGUUACUUUGGACCAAUGACUUUAGCCUACUUAGACUUGCUAAUACUGUGUGUGUGUCAGAGCUUUAUGUACUGGGUAGACCUCUAGAACUAUGCUUCACUUAGCAGAGAUAUGCAUAUCUUUAUGUUAGCACCGUGGAAGGUAUGAUGUCCUGCAACAUGAAAGAGUGUUUCUAAAAGUUGUGUGGUUUUGUUAAAUAGACAUGAUUAAAAUCUGAAGAGAUCUCUCCAGUUUGCAAAUAACUUUUUGUUUGUUUGUUUGUUUUUUGACCCUGGACUGCUGCUAUGAACAACAGAAGAUGCAUUCGGAGAGUGAGAGAGCGAGAAAGUUCAGUGGAUUGCAACGAUUGAAAAGCAUAUCCAGUUAGAAAAUUGUGCUUUUGUUGUCAUUGAUCUAUGCUGGGACCGUUAUACUUGAGAUCAUAUUGCAAACAAAACAACUGAAACUGUAAACAUUAAACCUAUUGUGCUAUUAACAAUGUUAGUGGACACUUAUAAGUCAAUCAGUGUUCAAAUACUUGUAAAUAGAAACAAUUAUUACUUACAAUUUUUGUGUACUUAUAACGUUCACUUGAAAAGAUACUGUAGCAUAUUUCUGUGUUUCACAGUUGCUUUUUUCUUUCUUUUAUUUGCUUCCUGUUGUUUUGCUUUUAUUUCCAGUGAUGGUGUUUCUGUGUUAGUAGUCUGUCUGACACACAAUGUUCCAAGGAAAUCAAAACACUUGUGUUAAAAAGUGAAAAAAGGAGUGAUGGGGGAGGGAAAGUUGGUUGUAGAAUGGAAAAGAAAGAUUUUUUCUUUCUAUGUAGUAGCAAAUGAUGCCAGCAUUCAGGUAGAAUUUCUUCUUUUUUUUUUUUUUUUUUUUGUAUUAAGAAAUGAAAGGACUUGUGUAAGGGCUUAAAAACUUAGCCAAUUUUUUUUAAAACUUCCAUUAUGUUUCAUAAAACAGGGAAACUGUAAAACAAAAUAAGAAUAUUUAAUUUUGUGACAGUGGGUGAGAGGAAAAGCUGUUUGUUUGGAAUCCUUGAACAAAUUAGCUGCAGUCUGUCACUUAAUGAGUGGUAGCUGAAAUUUACCUCAGCUGGAAUAUAUAGAGGAAAUUCUACAAGAGCAAAAUACAAUAAUCAUGUUUUUCCAAUUGGGCAGGUGUGUGUCUAUACCUAAGACAGCUUGUAUUGCUGAAACGGCAGCAUUUGUGUUGAUCUUCAUCUGCGUUAAUGUUGUAGUAACACAAGUGUUUUUAGACCAUAGCCACAGAAUAUUUAAUGUGUUGUGCCUUCAUGAUGUAACAGAGCAUUCUCCUGGUAGGCUAGUUGGGGGAACUAAAGGGUUAAAUCUCUAAUUAUUGCUGUUUAACUGUUUGUUAUCAUAGUUGGUCAGUGCCUGGCAGGUACCAGUAUCAUGUCACCUCAGUCAAACCAGCAGAGUGACUCCUAAUGUUAAUAAGAUCUAAGUUGCACGCAAAGCAAAUCCAAAUCCAAACAUUUUUAGAUGGUUUUUGUUAAGGCAUGACAGAUGAUUUACACAAAUAAAUAGCAUGCAAAAAAAAAAAAAGAAAAAAAGUCCUUACAGAAAAAAGCAAAGUUACUUAUGCCACAGUGAAACAUCAGUCUUAAAGUAACAAAUUUAGCUAAUCUGAAGGUGAUUUUAUUCUUACCAAAAACACAAGGGUUUUUUUCUUCUUUAUUCUUUGUAUAUAGCAGUUCACUCUUUCCCCCCCCCCAUUUUUUUUUCCCCUCCACAGUAUAAAAGGCAUAAAAAUGGGUUAGGGAUGCAUUGCUUAUUGCAGUACUUAUGUCAGUUUGUGAGGGGUGUUUGAUGACUUUGACAGAAUAAAUAUCUAACCAGUUAUCCUUGUUACUGCUUUGCCAGUUCAAACGUUAUUUAGUUAUUCAGCUCUUGCAAUAAAUGUUCUGAAUUCCUGAUUGUGUUGUGUUAGUUCUUGGGCAGAUGCCUAAGGGACUUUAUUCCUGUUAAUUUCUCUUUCUUUCUGUUGUCGUUGGUUGGUUUGUUCCUUUGUUUCAUUCUGAAUUUCCAACUCUUUUUCUAAGCAUCUCAUGGUCCAUUUGAUUCAUAUAGAUAUGUAUAGGAAUGGAAUAUACAAGUGAUAAAUCCUGAGGGCCAUAUUCUGUCAUUCUUAUGGUAAGUAGGAACUUAUGCAGAAUGAAUUAUUUGAAUUGGAUAAAGUACCCAGCACAAAGGUGACAGAAUUUAGCCCAGAUUUGUUAGGCAUACUCAAGCACAUGUACUAAGCAUCCUUGCAUGAGGCUUUGUAACAGUACAGUGGUAGCAUAUAGAAAAGUCAGCACUUACCACACCUCAGUCUUUCUUUUGAGAGUAGAAUGAAGUAAUACCAAAAUACAGUAAAUACUUUCUUAUAAGGAAAUCUUCUGUGGUUAUAUAACCACUUCUGUUGCAGCACAGAAAAAAAUAAUCCCAGCAACCUUGAAAAAGACAUAUCAAUAGAAGUAACCUAUUUUUUAACAUGCUGAGUUUUAAAGCAGAGGUGCCCUGACUUCUAUAUUAAAACCAGAAAUACAAUAAUUAUUUGAAAGCUCAAAUAGCACCAACUAUUUUAAAUUAUAAGUGCCUUUUUAAACAGAAUAUGUUUGAAAAAAAAUUCUAUAAAGGACAGAAAAUAAAUGAUGUGACUAUUGCUACAGAAAGAUAACUACAUUCUAUUCCAACCUUCAAUACUUUAUGCUGCCAUCAACCUGUGCAGGAGGAGCACAAACAAAUACGAUUUAAAUUUCUGGCAGGUGAAAUUUUCUUAUCUCAUUUUCUCAAAUUUUCUUUUGUGUAAUUUUAGUUUCUUAAGGCCUUAGCCAACCUUUAAAUUGUUAUUAGGGAAAAAAAAGGACAGGAAAGAAAGAGAUGAAGGAAGGAAGAGAGGAAGGAAGGAAGAGAGGAAGGAAGAAAGGAAGGAUGAAAGAGAGGAAGGAAGGAAGGAAGAGAGG
Molecule: messenger RNA, 7498 nt
Organism: Phalacrocorax carbo (great cormorant)
Lineage: Eukaryota; Metazoa; Chordata; Aves; Suliformes; Phalacrocoracidae
Source: RefSeq, a predicted model, not a curated record